GGCAAGGAGCUUACUAUGGCAGCAGUCAUAAAGAUAUUUGGUUCUUCUACUGCCCACUACAUGACAAUAGGAGCUGGAUUGCAUGUAGAUGUGUCUGAUCUGAAGCCAAUACCAGGAAUAGCAGAUACCAAUCUUAAUUUGGUAUUCCAGAGGUGGUUUGAUGCUGAUAGAGAUGUCAAUUGGGAUACAUUAAUAAAACUUUGUGAUGACUUUCGUGAUCAACUGGGCAAAGCAAAAUCUAACCUUCUGGCAUAUAUAGGAGGUUUGGCCGAGAGCCAUGAGACUGGGACAAAACAAGAAAGUAAAAAGAUUGAUCCCAAAGAACCACUUGAAAGUGCAGCAGCUGGUAAAGACAAGAGUAAAAGUGAUGAUCAAAAGUCUGAUCCACCUCCAGAUGUCAGCAAAUAUUGCCCAAAACUGGAUGAUAUUGAGGAAAAAAUUUUGACAAAAAAAUUCUCAAAGCUGACCGGAGAAGAGAAAGAGUUCAUAAAAAAAGUCCGUUACAUUCUGGUGACCGCCACACCUAUAGAAUACCGUGCUGUGAUGGGUUCAAUUAAACCUACUGGAGAUGAUGGACAAUAUAUUAAAGUUAUCACUAAAGAUCGAUCAGCAAAUUUUAUCCUGGGGAAGUACGAGUCAUGCAAUGUUGCAAUAACUAGGACAGGCCAGGAGCCAAAUGAGACUGAAGAUAUUCUUGUUUCAGUACAAAAAGACGUGGAGGCUAAGUAUGUCAUUGCUAUUGGGAUAUGCUAUGGAGCAAAGGAGAGCAAAACUGACGAACUUGAUGAUAAAACAAAAUUAGGUGACAUUAUUGUUGCCAAAAGUAUCAUUGACACUGAACAGCAGCGUAUUGAAGGAAAAGAUAGAAGCACUAUACCUACCGAGUACCACUGUGGAACAAAUCUUUUUAAUUUGUUUAAACACAGCGAAGUUUUUAAAAUUGAAAAAAAAACAGUUAAAGUUCAUCAUCAAGGUUCUCUGGCCUCCGAAUUCACACUGUUUCGUAGCAAAGAAGCAAAAGAAGAGAAGUUGAAAUAUGUCCAAAAAGCACUUGGAGGAGAAAUGGAAGCAAAAGGUAUUUAUAGGGCUGCCAAGAGAGGAGGAGGAUUUGAAUGGAUUGUAAUAAAAGCUAUCGUCGACUGGGGAACAGAAGAAAAAGACAAAAUGUGGCAACCGUUUGGAGCUGUCUCAUGUGCAAGAUUUGUCCUACAGUGCUUGGAUGACGAGGAUGAACCAUAAGUAUUAAGCUAAUACUGCUUAUUAAUCUAAACUAGUUUGAUAUUGACAUAAUUAUUAAUUACUUGUACCUUUUAGAUCUUUCUUUUACUAGUGAUAAACAUUAAUUUUCUGAUGUGAAUACUUA
Amphimedon queenslandica is the source of this 1363-nucleotide messenger RNA. RefSeq lists its product as uncharacterized. Gene Ontology annotation, cellular component: cytosol. Gene Ontology annotation, molecular function: adenosylhomocysteine nucleosidase activity; methylthioadenosine nucleosidase activity. Gene Ontology annotation, biological process: nucleoside metabolic process. NCBI's taxonomy places the organism in Eukaryota, Metazoa, Porifera, Demospongiae, Haplosclerida, Niphatidae. Bases 16 to 1239 code for a protein of 407 amino acids. The record is from RefSeq and is a predicted model, not a curated record. The transcript has 4 exons.